Molecule: messenger RNA, 1752 nt
Organism: Trypanosoma cruzi
Lineage: Eukaryota; Euglenozoa; Kinetoplastea; Trypanosomatida; Trypanosomatidae
Exons: 1
Coding region: 1-1752 (583 amino acids)
Source: RefSeq, a predicted model, not a curated record
AUGAAUGAGGGGUCACCAAAGAAGAGCAAGAGCGGCUUUAUAUCGCCCCUCAAUCGCACAGCAACAAGUGUGCAUCGGGAGAUGCCGCUGAGCGAGGGACGUGAAACGGAGUUGGCCCUCAUCGCCGCGACCCUCGCGAAUAAGCAGCUUCAAGUUUCCAAGUUGACCUCCGCUUAUUAUGUAAAGACCAACCACAAGUUGGUGCAGGAAAAUGAAAAGUUGGAGCAUGAGCUAGAGGAGAAGGAGAGGGAAAGCUUCGCAGUUAUGGAGGCCUUAGAAGAUCGUAUGAAUGCGGUGAAGUGCGAUAAUGCAGAAAUGAAGGAGAAGCUGACUGCUGCACGGGAUUCCGCUUGGCGUGAUGUGAUGGAGGAGAUGGCAUCGAUGCAAGAGAGGUUGGAGGAAAGUGAGUAUCACACUUCGAGUUUGCAGAAAAGAAUAGAGUGGCUGGAGGAGGAGCUUGCGAGUGUGGAUGCCUUUAGGCAAGCCCGUGACAAACAUCAACGCGAGAUGGAAAACCUAAAGAAGGAAUACACGGAGGAGCAAGACAAACACGCGCGGGAUUCUCACUUACUCCGCAUGCAGCUAAUGGAAGAGCGGGUUCGAAUUCGGGCGGAGGAGCAGCUACUUAAUAGGCGACACGAGGAAGACGUCCGCAAAAUGGCUAUGGAGCUCCUCACCCAAAAGACACGCGACGUGGAUGAGGAGAAUCAGCAACUCCUGGAAGAAAAAAUUUUUUUGUCAGAAGACGCAAAGGCGGCACGUAAUGAAGCAGAUGCUUUAAGGCAGGAAAAUUAUAAGCUGCGUCAGAAUGCUGCACUGGCGAAGUCAGCAGAAGAGGAGUUUACCGCGCACGCGGUGCGCCAAAAGCGAGAAAUAACAUUGCUCAGAGAACAGGUAAAAACGACGGAGGAUAACCUCAAAGCGGUAGUAGAGAGCUACGAAAAACGCAUACAAAAACAGGCUAGGGAACAUGCCGCUGCCUUACGACGACUGACGCAGGAGCGGGACGAGGCAAAUUGCUUCGCUGAAAGUCUUCGUCGCGAGCUUGUGAAAAUGCGAUCCCUGUCGCGGCAGAUGGUGGAGCGACGCACCGAGUUGGAGAUGUUUUUCCACGAUGCCUUGGCACAAGUUCGCCGGGAGAUGUUGGAGGAGCGACGGAGAGGCACACGUUAUAUUGGCCACCAACACUCCAAUUCAUCCUCUUUCCAGCGAACUACACCGCGACUGAAGGAGGGCGAGGGUGAAUUGAUGUUGAUUAGCAACCGUCGUUUGCGACUGCCAUUGCCGCCGCCUUUGCAAAUUGGCGGUAGUGGGAGCAACACCACGUGGCAUAGCAAGGAGUCACCGGCUGGUGAUGGGAAUAUGGGCGGACCUUCUCUUCCACUGAUUACGUUACCAAAGGAGGAACUCGCUGUCACACGGAGUAGCCGCCUCAUUCCUGCAAAGGAAUGGCACUACAACGAGGGCGGUGCUUUGACAACCCGCUUUCUUCCUUCUUCAGAGGAGCCAUUGUUUGCACAUUCAGACCUCUCUUGUAUCCCCAACGCCCCCAAGCUAAAGGAUCUCCAGUCCAUUGAAAUCUCACAGUUGUGUUGGAAAGACAAGGAGCGGGUCCUGCAGAUCCUCUUCAAACAACUACAGGGGAAAUCCAAUUUCUCAAAGGCGGAACAAUGUAAAUCAACGGGCGAUACGGGUGAUUUGGUUGGCAGUGUGGUUGUGAAUUCGGAGACGCAUACGUUUCUUACGGAGUAG